AUGGAUUCCAAAGAUGAGAUAUUGUUCAAUCAACCUAUAGUUCUAGACAAUGGGUCUGGGCUAAUAAAGGCGGGGUUUGGAGGUGAAGAUAAACCUAAAUGUUAUGAACAUUCUUUGGUGGGGAUACCUAAAUAUAGUAAAGUUAUGGCUGGAAGAUUCGAUGGGAAUACUUUCGUUGGAAACCAAGCACAGGAAAUACGGGGUCUUUUGAAGCUACGCCAUCCUUUAGAACAUGGCGUUGUGACAGAUUGGAAUGCAUUGGAGCAGCUAUGGGGGCAUGUUUUCGAAAAAGGAUUACAGCUGAGCAGUUUGCAAGAUCAUCCGGUGUUGGUCACUGAGGCACCAUUGAAUCCCAAAAAGAAUAGAGAACAGAUGUGCGAGUUAUUAUUCGAAACUUUUAGUGUACCUGCGGUAUAUGUAUCGAUUCAGGCAGUGCUUUCGCUAUACGCCAGUGGGCGAACAACAGGAUGCGUAUUGGAUUCCGGUGAUGGUUGUUCACACGCAGUUCCAGUUUACGAUGGUUACACAUUACCAUCAGCUAUACGAAGGAUUGAUAUAGCUGGUCGUGAUAUAUCAGAACUUUUGCAAGUUCUUAUACGAAAGUCCACUGGGGUUUCCUUGCUUUCGAGUAGCGAAAGAGAGAUCGUUCGAAUCAUCAAAGAGAAAGCGUGCUAUAUAGCAUUGGAUCCGAAAGAAGAAGAGAAAAACUACACAAUGCACGGAAAACAAACAAUGUUCAGACUGCCAGAUGGGAAACAGAUUGAACUUGAUAAUGAGAAAUUCAGAGCGCCAGAGAUUUUAUUCAAUCCUCAGUUAAUCGGUUCAGAAUUCCAAAGCUUGCCAGAAAUACUAUACGAAAGUAUACAAAAAGUAGAUCUAGAUUUACGAACAUCACUAUUUUCUAAUAUAGUAUUCAGCGGUGGUACUACAAUGAUACCAGGUUUUGGUGAUAGAGUUCUAAAGGAGUUGAAGUUAAGUUGCGAACCGCAGACAAAAAUCAAGAUAUUCGCACCACCAGAAAGAAAAUAUAGCACAUGGAUUGGAGGAUCGAUACUCUCUGGAUUAUCAACGUUCAAAAAGAUAUGGGUGACAAAAAAGGAGUGGGAAGAAAAUCCAAGAUGCGUACACGCCAGAUUCCUAUGA
Messenger RNA from Kluyveromyces lactis, 1143 nucleotides. RefSeq names its product actin-related protein 1 (gene ARP1). The record is from RefSeq and is a predicted model, not a curated record. NCBI's taxonomy places the organism in Eukaryota, Fungi, Ascomycota, Saccharomycetes, Saccharomycetales, Saccharomycetaceae. Bases 1 to 1143 code for a protein of 380 amino acids. The transcript has a single exon.